AGUCCAUGUCGUACAUAAACAGACUGUAGACCUUUUCUUUAAUUAUCACAAACAUUUUUUUGGUUAAGUGAAGUCAUUCGCCAAUCGCUCGCACCAGGAUUACCGAUUGAGCGUUAUCUCAUACCCUCUACUUGACAGUAUUCCUCCUCCUACUCCUCCUCCGCCAACGGGGACACAACACUCGCUACCACAGCUGUCAACAAUAAAACCUCGCCGAUUUCGAGCAAUUCCGACAUGUCUUCCCAACCUCUCCUUCAGACCACUCCCGGUAAGCGCAUCGCUUUGCCAACCCGCGUCGAGCCCAAGGUCUUCUUCGCGAACGAACGAACUUUCCUGUCAUGGCUCAACUUCACCGUCAUCCUCGGCGCCCUCGCCAUCGGCAUGCUGAACUUCGGUGAUAGAGUCGCCUUCAUCUCUGCAUUCCUCUUCACUGGUGUCGCUAUGUUGACCAUGAUAUAUGCAUUGGUGACGUACCAUUGGCGAGCCAAGUCUAUAAGGAUGAAGGGUCAGGCUGGCUUUGAUGACCGUUUUGGUCCCACCGUUCUGGCCAUUAUUCUUUUACUGGCCGUCAUUGUCAACUUUGUCCUCCGAAUCACCGACAAGUCCAAGAACAAUGGCAACUAGAGACUCACUGGACAUGACCACAGCGAUUGUAGUCACCCAGCGGCAUCCAAGGGCCGCUUAUAUGGGAAGAGGCGGGAAUGGCUCAGCGGGGAACGGAAUCUCAGGGUGUACUGGGCCAUUGGCGUUGGAGCUGGGACAUCGCAGAUUUUCUUUACACAGUAUUGCACGAUUGUAGUGGCACAAAAAGAGAAUAUUCUAUUUGCAUGCGCUGGGUAUCUUGUGAUUUGCUAAACGACUUACUCAACAAUGAACCAUCUCUUGAAACGUUCAGUCAAGUAUGUUAGAAAAAUUAAGGAAGACAAAACGGCCUGAACAGAAUUAUCUGGAUUGUAUCAAGCCUGCUUGGCUGUACCAGACUGGACAGUAACACCCUUCUUUAUUUUCAAUUCCUGUAUGGGCAUAGUCGAGAUGAAA
Messenger RNA from Fusarium verticillioides 7600, 1038 nucleotides. RefSeq names its product vacuolar transporter chaperone 1. The record is from RefSeq and is a predicted model, not a curated record. Lineage: Eukaryota; Fungi; Ascomycota; Sordariomycetes; Hypocreales; Nectriaceae. The transcript has 2 exons. Gene Ontology annotation, cellular component: vacuolar transporter chaperone complex; fungal-type vacuole membrane. Bases 235 to 624 code for a protein of 129 amino acids.